CUGCUGAAUCAGUCGUCUGCUGACAUCCUUACGUCAGUUAGUGUCUGUCAGCUGCAGACAGGAUGGCACAGUUUGAUAAAGUUAGGUAAUGUUAUGAAUGGUCAGUUCCCUGUUGUAAUCUCACACAGUAUAAUGAAUAGUAAUAUUCUUAUUUAUUAAGACACGAAAUAAGUAACUUUUGAUUCAUUGAGGUCUUCUAACACGAACAGACGUAUGUAUAAUUGUAGUACCUAGGCCUGCUUACUUCGUUACUUUCUAAUCUGUUCAAUAUUUUACUGCUGUGAUAUAACGUCCCCAAUUAAUUUUGCAUAUUUAAUUUUUAGCAUUCUGUUUAUAAGUAUUUAGUAAUUAAUUUUAUUUUGAAUAGCGUGAAUGAAGUAGGAUUAUAAUGUUACAAUAGUAGAAGGUUGAUAAAUUACUAAGUGCAUUGAAAAAUAGGCCUGUCUUUUCAAUAUACCCCCUCAACACUAAACAAUGGCUCAGUUCUCAAAAUUUGCUCAGUUUUUUUCAUUGAAACAUCCCCUGUCAAGAGGAAUGAUAUCAUAUGCACUCAUCUGGCCUGCUGGUAGUUUAAUACAACAAACUAUUGCUGGAGAAGAAAAAUACGAUUUUAUUAAAGCUGCAAGAUAUUCCUUGUGGGGUUCCUGUUAUGUUGCACCUGCACUUCACACCUGGUACACAAUAGCAAACAGAAUUUGGCCUCACAUCAAUUUGAAAUCAGUAUUGGCUAAGGUGGUUGCAGAACAAUUAACGUUUUCACCUUUUGCAAUGAGUUGUUUCUUAAUUGGAAUGACGCUGCUAGAAGGAAAAGCUAUUCAAGAUGCCAAAAAUGAGUUAGAGGCAAAAUUUAUAUCCACAUACAAGACUGGUGUAUGCGUCUGGCCAGCCAUUCAGACAUUCAAUUACAUGGUAAUAAAGGAGAAGAAUAGAGUGGUAUUCAUGAGCUUCUGCAGCCUCUUGUGGACGGUCUUCCUUGCUUACGUGAAACAGCAAGAAUUGCAGUCAACGACUGUAGCUGACCCAGUAUCGAGUCCUCAAUCGAUCACCAAAGAUCCUCUUCUCAAAGAGAUCAACGCUGCUGGGAGAUAACCUCAACGUUAGUUCUCUUGUAUCCAAGGAUUAUUGUAUCACAGGCAUUAUUGCAUCACAGCAGUACAAAGUCCUUUGAUACUAUUCUCUCAUCCGUUAAUGCUAAGAAAGAAAAGAAAUUAGGUAUAUUUUCUCAUUUUUUUAGUUAAUGACUAGAAAUAAAUACAAAAAUUGUUACAGUAAUGAUUAUUAGUACAGUCAGUUUAUGACACAUCAGAUAAUUAAUUCAGAUACUUUUGUUAUUAAAAGGUAUUCAGUUUUACUUUGUAAAAAUUGAAAGUAGUCAAUCAUUCUGCAUUGAGUUCAAGGAAUUAUUAAAAAUAGAUAUGUUUUGUUAAACAUAAGAAAUCUAAAUAAGUAAUAAUUCCUACAAAAUAGGCUAAUUCCUGAAACAAAUCACUUCCAUUGUAUUAGUAAAUACAAAUAUAGCAACUUUUAUGUUUUGAAAUUCUUAACACUGUAUUUAAAAUAAGUAGUGAUGCAACGUUACAUGGGUUUCAUAGUAUUGUAACCCUUAGUGCUCCUAUUGAGCUAAUUUGUCAUUGUAACUGCGCCAGGACACCAGCCUAUAUGGCGCCCCCUCCCCCUGUUUUCAUGACAUGCUCGGCAACUAGCAGAUCACGUUUCUGCUAACGGUCAGAAUAAAUCAACAUUGAGUUGGUUUUUACUUAAAAAACAAUUCCUACCUACGUUUUAAACUUUGAAACAAAUCGAUCACUCUCUAACUUUCCCUGAUUAUUUUUGAAGAUAAAUAUGUUUUUAGGUCAUACUUAGGUAUAAAUCGUAUUUUGUUAAUUAAUUGACAUAAAAGGACACUAUGUUUGGGAAUCAGGACCAACCUCUCAGAACUGUAACGCUGUAGAUGCUGGAGAGAUGUAACAAAAUAUUUCUGAAUUGGUUCAUAAUGUUCCUGAUAGGUACCAGCAUUGAACAGGUGACAAGGUUAAACCAUGAAUUUUUUUUAAUAAGUAAAAUUAUUAUGCAGUAGGUCAAAUCUGAGCCCUUUUGAGCUGCAGUGGUAAGACUGCUGUGGUCCGGCGUUUAGAAAGCUGUAGGGAAAGGGCAGAUGUCAGCAUCACGAAUUUGACGCUGCAUAUUACAGCAGCCCAUAUGUACAGUACAUCCAAGCUGCGAGAUCCAAUAGUCUAUAGUUAAUCACGCAAAGGGUUUAAAAUUACUUUACUCUGUACAUUACAGUAAUCAAACGGUGAAACCAAGUCUAUUUUAUGUCGUAGUAUUAGGAUUUAAACAAUCACAAAAUAUUUCAAUAAACAAAGAGUGUAGAUUUUUUAUUCUAUUUUGAAACUACUUUGACUAGACUAGUUGUUUUUAUGUAUUUACACACAUUUUUAUGUCAAUCGAUAUGGUUGUAAUUUUACUUUAUUGAAGAAAGAGAUAUCGAACUUUAAGCAUUUACAUUGUGUAGGCUAUCAAUAAUAAUGUAUGUGUUCAGAAUUCAUUCAUAACAAUUUUAAAAAUUGUAGUGAAUGUAAGAUUAACAUUUGAAUAUCAUUUUAAAUUAGUUUUAAUGUAUUAAUUGGCAGAGCUUUAACAAAGGCUUUUUUGCAUGAAGCUUCAUUUAUAUGUGAGGAAUACUUGAGUUUGAUUUUACUAGUUGUGUUUAAAAAAGAAUUAACUUUAACAGGCCAUGUUCUCUGUCGCCCCACCUGCUCUCUGCCUAUUGUAGCGUUUCUAUUUAGCUUACUCCAAUAUACCAUAUAGGAAGCUGUAAUACAUCAUUUCGGUUUAACAGGUCAAACUAUCAUUUGACCUGGCACCUGGCUUUAAGGUCAGUUGGAUUUCUAUUUAAUAUUCAUCUCAAAAAACACCAGAUUACAUUUAUACACAUAUCUGAAAAAUAAGAGAUUAUUAAAUCAACUAUUAUUAAAUUAAAAUUUACUUUUAGUACUUUUAAACAUUCCAAACUUCAAGUCAUUACUACAUCCUCUUAGAAUAUACUUGUUGGACUGUACUAAAUGUCGGACAGCAUAGUAGGAAUGUCAUAGAAACUGCUUUUCCAACAUUCCCAAGUCAAUUGGUUAUCAUUGGAAGAUACCUGCUUCUCUGUAACCGAUUCCAUCAUUCAAUGUCUAAAAAUUAGUGUCUGGUGCCAAAUUAAGAUUGAUUCGCAUGCUGGUUUCCUCAACGUACGACCUCGGAAAAAAUGACUGCUUGUUAAAUUCCAUUCCAAUUCUGCCUGUGUGCCCAUUUGCUUGCAAAACCUGGCUCGUUACAAUCAUAUUCCUUGCCGUGAAAAUUGGUAUAGCGUGAUUUGAAUGCUUUGCCUACAUCAGUAUGAAUGUAAAAUUCCACGGUUUUCCAAUCAGUAAAUCCUGACAUUUAAAUACUUUUGAGUGUUGAAAACCAGUGUGUUGGUAGGUAUCUAAGAUGGAAAACAAAACCAUUUUUUAAUCAGCAUCUAAGAGAUAGUAUGAAUAUACGUGCAAUACAGAAUGGCAUUUAAUUCAGUACUUCCAAAAAAAUUCCUAUUAGUGAGAAUUAGUUCCAGUUUUUUGCAGAUUUAACAAAGUUAAAAUGUGAACAUUUUUAAACUAAUUAUGGGAGCGUUACCAAAAUUAUAAUAAAUUUCAAGUCUUAGCUUUACUUAGAUGUUUUGUGGUUAAAAAGGUUUUUGGAUAUCCAUGGUUGAAUAUAAAAUUUUAAAAAAUUGUUUCUAGUGACUUGAUGCAAAUAUGCAUACAAAAUUGUGUCUUAAUUUUAUUUUAAUAGGGUUUAUUUUUAAUUUAAAUCAAUUGAUUGAUUCUAUAGAUCUUGUGAUUUAUAUGAAUGAGUUAUAUUUGAAUUUUAUAGCUAUGUAUUUUUAAGCAUAAACUAAACUUGCCAUUAGUCUAUAUGCAUUUAUUUUAAUAUGUAUAGUAAAUACUAUACCAGGUAUCUAACUUAUCUAAAUACUUUAGAGUGUAAUAUUAUAUUUGGGGGUAAUUUUUCACCAUACCCACUUUUUACUCAAUUAAAUUUUAUUUGUUGAUAUAUAUUGUUUGAAAAGUUGUCAUGUAUUUAUAAAUUUUAAUUAUUAAUUAAACCCUAAGUGCCUAAAUCUUGCAUGUGUUCAAUGUUACUAGUUAACCUAGUUAACCACGUUUUUAGUUUUAAAAUUUUCAAUUAUUUCAAAGGUUUAUGUUAAUUUUUCUCUCCAUAGUUCAUCUACUCCACUUUGAUAGGGCUAUAUGUGUUCUUAGUAUUAACUUGCAGACAUAAGUCAGAAUGUUGUUACACUAGGAUGUAGUGUAGGGAUAAUGUAGUUUUUUGGGUUAGUAUAGAUUUAGAAAAUUGUUACCAUUCCAACAGUGUUGGAUGACUUGUUAGUUUAUAUGUAUAAGAUUAUUCAUAUUGUCUCUAUAGAUUUUUAUAUUCCAUGGAUUGACUAUAGAUGGCAGAAAAGUCUAUAAGUUAAUUGUCAUGAGCAGUUAAAGCACUAUGGUCAGAGCAAUAAAGAUAGGUUCGGAGCUACAAAGGUAGGGUCGGAAUACAAGAGUGAGGGUCGGUAUACAAGAGUGAGGAUCGGAAUCAAGAGUGAGGGUCGGAAUACAAGAGUGAGGGUCAGAGUCAUAUACAGACUUAUUCUGAGGAACAAGAGGACCUGUAGAGCUUCAUUAAUUUUUAAAUCAUUGGAUAAUUAAUGUUAAAAGGCAGUGUGUUUGGGGUAGGUAGCUUGAAUUUCUAUGGAAAAUUCUGCUACAUUUGGUCGAAUAGCUUGAUUUCAUUAGUUGAAAUUGAUUAAUUAUUUGAACUAUUUGAUUAUUGGAAUUGGCCAUUGGAGAGGUUUAUAGUCUUUUUUUGUUCACUUAGGACAAGAAGCUGAGGAAAUUCCUCAUUGUAAUUAGUCCUAAAAUGACCUUUGUACUUGCUUCCGGAAUGAUAGGAUUUUCAGAGAUGGUAAAGUUGGUAGUAGAGGCCACCUCCUGUCAAAAUUCAAUGAGGAGGGAUAGCAAGCUGUUUAUCCCAGUUAUGGCACGUUUUAUGGAAGAUGGAGAGGCUAGAUCUGUUCCAACAUCCCCAGUCAAAGCUGGUAGGGGAUAGUAAUCCUUCUAUGUUUAGGGUAGCAACAGCCUUUAAUACUAAAGGAGUCCACCCACUUUGAUAGUCAUUCUCCACAGUAGACUAGACUUAUUGAUCCACCCUUUAUAUUCUAAUAUCUUGACACUUGCAGUCAGUGGUUUGCCGAUAUGUAAGUAACACAUUGGUUUUGCUGUACCCAGUGUAAGUUCAAUAGGAUGGUUCAAGCCAGUCAGAAGUGAACCCUCUUGGUGCGUUCAUAACUAUAGUUAUAACGCCCAUGACAUAAUAUAACUAAACCCUUCGAUUUUUAAACAUAAUUUGGUAUAUAUUUACCGUAAAUAAUGUUUACGUUGUAACACUUUUACUCAGUUGUACAUAGUAGUUUUUGCGUUAUAACACCACAAACAUCCUAACAUUGAUGAAUUAACUUGUUUAUUGCCAUUUUGGAAUAUAUUAUAAUCGGUGAAUGAUUGUAUUUUUAAAAAUUAAAAUUUUGAACACACAGCGAUGUAAUUCCUAAGCCACCCUUACACUGUGAAGGUACGAUAAUUAUUUGUUUGAAUGCAUCCACUGCCCUCUAGACACAGCAUGACGAGCAAUUUACUAGUACUGGUAAAGUACUCUGGUACAAGUAAGACUUACUUUACCAGAGCAGUAGAUGGUUUUGCACUAUGUUGGCGAUAAAAACGAUAAGUGUUAGUAAUAUUUUAAGAUGAUUUCUAAUCUGUUAAUGGCACCUCCAUAAUAUUCUGAUAACUAACUUAUGGGCUCUUCUGUAUGAAAUAGAUGUCUAGGAAAGUAUUAGAAGUUUAGUAAUUUAUUUACGGAAACAGAUUUAUUGCUAGAGAUAGUCGAGUGAUAACGAGAUUAUUAUUCCUGAAUGGGUUAUCAGUUGAGUUACCAUUGAUGUGAUAUGUGUAACAAAUGUUUGUUGUCAUUAAUAUUAGAAUUUUACUGAUGAAUUUGUUGUACGACGUGCUCUAGCUGUAUUAUACCAAGAUUGUAUUUAUUGUUUGACAUUUUAAUUAUACAAAUAAAGUGUAAGCUACAUCUGAUCAGUCUCUGUUAUAAUAGUUAUGUAUAGGUAGUACAAAGUUGGAAAAUAAUAAAUAUAUUUGAAAUGUUAUUGUAGUAAACAAUAUUUGUGAUAGAAUCUUGUUGACUAAUUAUAUUUUUAAAAUCUAUAAUUUUGAUUCAAAUAUAAUAUAUUGACAUGUUUGA
Molecule: messenger RNA, 6330 nt
Organism: Homalodisca vitripennis (glassy-winged sharpshooter)
Lineage: Eukaryota; Metazoa; Arthropoda; Insecta; Hemiptera; Cicadellidae
Product: protein sym1-like
Exons: 3
Coding region: 475-1089 (204 amino acids)
Cellular component (GO): membrane; cytoplasm
Source: RefSeq, a predicted model, not a curated record